CAACAUGGCGGAAUAGGAACGGUGGCCGACGCGCCCGGAUACGGCGAAAACAGUGAGAUCGUGAGAAGAGUGCGCUUCGAACAAACCAGGAGAGGCAUCUCAGCGGUCCGGAGCACGUAUAUGCUAUUGGGUAUUUUGGGGGGUAUCUUGGUGACUUGAUUACUUUGGUUGAAAAGGGUUGUGAUCCGUUGCCCGUCUCCAAAUUGGCUGUCUCUCCCGGAUCAUUCCAAUCACCCCAGCUCCCCCCCCCCAACCCACCCCGCACACACUCUCGGUUCCUGGGGUGUGGAGACAGGGGUUGGGGAAGAGUGAGUGGAGACAGAGAAAAUAAGCACAAGUGCCACUAAUAAAGGGAUUACUGAGAGCUGCAUCCCGCGAAACUGGAGUCGUGGGGACGAGGAGCUCGCUGUGCGAAUGAGUGACUGAUGUCAACGUCGCCUCUCAAGGGCAGUAUGGGUUUCUGUCCCCGGCUCCUGCUGCUCAGUGUGGCCCUUGGGGCCCUCUGUCCACGCCAGGGAGCUGCAACCCCCACCCCCGGUGCCCCUGUCCUUACCACCCAGCCCCCCAUCCCACCCACAACAGCUCCUCCCAACGACACCCAGACAACCACCCCCACCGCAGCGGUAACCCCGACAACAGUGCUCCCACCUGCCGUCGUCCCGACGACGCCUUCCGACAAAGCCGUUACAGGAGCCCCGGCGCCAACUACAGAAGGCCCCUCCCUUUCCCCCAUGUUGACCGAUAAGCCCGACCCCCCGGCAACCACCGAGCCGCCCCCGGUCGCCACGACGGCCACCGAGGGUGGGGAGGGAGGGGAGAACGUCACCACGCCCACCCCGCCACCUCCCGUACCCCCUGCUCCCUCGACCGAAGCCCCGCCCGAACCCGAGUUCACCACAACUCCCCCUGCUGACUACACCUCAACGAGCAGCAGUACAACAGCAGGUGGGAGCGAUGGAUCAGAUGACACUCCCAUCAUCGCGGUGAUGGUGGCCCUGUCCUCCCUGCUGGUCAUCGUCUUCAUCAUCAUCGUGCUCUACAUGCUGAGGUUUAAGAAGUACAAGCAGGCUGGCAGUCACUCCAACUCAUUCAGACUGACCAAUGGCAGAGCCGAUGACACAGAGCUCCAGAGCGUGCCGCUAUUGGCUCGCUCUCCCAGCACCAACAGGAAGUACCCGCCCAUUCCUGUGGACAAGCUGGAGGAGGAGAUGAACCGGCGCAUGGCGGACGACAACAAGCUCUUCCGGGAGGAAUUCAAUGCUCUGCCAGUGUGUCCUAUUCAGGCGUCAUGUGAUGCAGCAUCAAAGGAGGAGAACAAGGAGAAGAACAGAUACGUCAACAUCCUUCCCUACGACCAUUCGAGAGUGCACCUCUCUUCACUGGACGGGGUCCCAGACUCUGACUUCAUCAACGCCUCCUACAUCAACGGCUACCAAGAGAAGAACAAGUUCAUCGCAGCCCAGGGGCCAAAGGAGGAGACGGUGAACGACUUCUGGAGGAUGAUCUGGGAGCAGAACACCGCCACCAUCGUCAUGGUGACCAAUCUGAAGGAGAGGAAGGAGUGUAAGUGUGCCCAGUACUGGCCAGACCAGGGCUGCUGGACCUACGGAAACAUCCGGGUCUCUGUGGAGGACGUGACGGUGCUGGUGGACUACACCAUCCGCAAGUUCUGCAUCCAGCAGGUGGGCGACGUUUCGGGGAAGAAGCCCCAGCGCCUGGUGACGCAGUUCCACUUCACCAGCUGGCCCGAUUUCGGGGUCCCCUUCACCCCCAUCGGCAUGCUCAAGUUCCUCAAGAAGGUGAAGACCUGCAACCCGCAGUACGCCGGGCCCAUUGUGGUCCACUGCAGCGCUGGUGUGGGCCGUACAGGGACCUUCAUAGUCAUUGACGCCAUGUUGGACAUGAUGGGUGCUGAGAGGAAGGUGGACGUCUUCGGCUUCGUCACACGAAUCCGAGCUCAGCGCUGCCAGAUGGUGCAGACCGAUAUGCAGUAUGUGUUCAUCUUCCAAGCCAUGCUGGAGCACUACCUGUACGGAGACACAGAGCUGGAGGUGACAUCACUGGAGUCUCACCUGGCCAAGCUCUACUCCCCCUCUCCGGGGGCGGGCUGUGGGGGACUGGAGGCGGAGUUUAAGAAGCUGACCUCCAUCAAGAUCCAGAAUGACAAGAUGAGGACGGGGAACCUGCCGGCCAACAUGAAGAAGAACCGGGUUCUGCAGAUCAUCCCCUAUGAGUUUAACAGGGUGAUCAUCCCGGUCAAGAGGGGCGAAGAGAACACGGAUUACGUGAACGCCUCCUUCAUAGAUGGCUACAGGCAGAAGGACUCGUACAUGGCCAGCCAAGGUCCCCUGCAGCACACCAUCGAGGACUUCUGGAGGAUGAUCUGGGAGUGGCGGAGCUGCUCCAUCGUCAUGCUGACGGAGCUGGAGGAGAGGGGACAGGAGAAAUGUGCCCAGUACUGGCCCAGCGAUGGCACCCUGGUGUGUGGGGACAUGUCCAUCGAACUGAAGAGGGAGGAGGAGUGCGAGAGCUACACUGUCAGAGACCUCCUCGUAACCAACAACAGGGAGAACAAGUCUCGUGCCGUGCGGCAGUUCCACUUCCACGGCUGGCCGGAGGUGGGCAUCCCGGCGGACGGCAAGGGCAUGAUCAACAUCAUCGCUGCUGUGCAGAAGCAACAACAGCAGUCUGGCAACCACCCCAUCACUGUACACUGCAGCGCGGGGGCGGGGCGGACCGGGACCUUCUGCGCCCUGAGCACGGUGCUGGAGAGGGUGAAGGCCGAGGGCAUCCUGGACGUGUUCCAGACGGUCAAGAGCCUACGACUGCAGAGACCACACAUGGUGCAGACACUGGAGCAGUACGAGUUCUGUUACAAAGUGGUCCAGGAGUACAUUGAUGCCUUUUCCGACUACGCCAACUUUAAGUAGGGGGUCGGACUGACAGAAGGACGGACGGACGCACGCACACACAACAACCAACUCGGCGGGGCUGGAGCGGGCGAGUGGGCGGGCGAACCGACCCGACCUGAGUGGAGGGAAAGGGAACGAGGGGGGGGACAGACGGACAGACGGACGGAGAGGCGCGCGCCGAGGAGAAUAUCAAAGAUGCCUUCUUGAAUAUUUUGUAAUAUUGACCUUGUUAAUACAGACCUUUCCCCUGCUUGCCCCUAGUGUAAAUACAUUGACCCUACUUGAGUUUUCUUUUUUUUUUUGAUGCAGUUGUUUUCAGUCAGGCUGCAGUUUAGGUGGA
This is a messenger RNA of Megalops cyprinoides (Indo-Pacific tarpon), 3252 nucleotides long. It is a transcript of the gene ptpra, whose product is annotated as protein tyrosine phosphatase receptor type A. The coding region runs from base 426 to 2930 and encodes 834 amino acids. Gene Ontology annotation, biological process: protein dephosphorylation. The transcript has 23 exons. The record is from RefSeq and is a predicted model, not a curated record. Gene Ontology annotation, molecular function: protein tyrosine phosphatase activity. NCBI's taxonomy places the organism in Eukaryota, Metazoa, Chordata, Actinopteri, Elopiformes, Megalopidae.